CUUUCCUUGAGGCUUGAAGUGUCAAGCGUGGGCAGGUUAAAGAAUCUGAACAGAAACAGAUGUGCAAACACAGGACGCCACUCCGAGCAGUGGCACUCGAGUCAAAAGUCGAGACGAAGGGCGGCCAUGAGAAGACAACAGUGACAUCUAAUUCUCACAAGAUGUCUUCGAAACGCCUAGAUUUUGAGCAGACGGCCUUGAAAGUUGAGGAAGGCCUGGUCCGUCUUUAGGUUUAGGGAGUGGAGUAGGCAGGGCAGACAGGAAAGGCCGUCUUUGUCAGUCUCUGUCUGAGUCGCUAAUGGACUUGGCUAUUGCCCCCCCCUGCAGCUGAGACAUCUAAGGUUCAUGGCAUGCAAGAGGGCAAGCCCGUAGGAAAAUGAAGUGAAUUGCACCACCUUGCAAUUAUGGUGUCAAAAAGCAAUGUUCACCGGCAGGUCUUUUGGCGGCGCGUUCGCAGCGGCAUCCGCACGUCAAUUGCCGCCUUGCUCACAGCAGUCCUGGCGCUUACCCCCGAGAUCUCCCGCAACCUCACCAUCGCCUUCUUUGCAAGCGUCACCGCUAUCAUUAUCACAGACUCCAGCCUGGGGCGAACUAUUCACAACGCAGUCAUGGUCUUCUGGGCUUGCGUCGCCUCCUCCGUCGCUUCCAUAGUCUGCGUUGAGAUCUUUGGCCGCUCGUACACGGCCAUGCUCCUGUGCCUCACAGGGACGGCCUUCCUGAUAGCUUAUCCAGACGUCCACGUGCUUAUCAAGAAGUUUGGCCUCGCCCUUGCUGGCAUCGACUUCAUCACCUUUUCAAUAAGGCCCCAGACCACCUCAAUCACGUUUCCCCUCAGGCUCGCAGCCACAACGAUGCUAGGAGCAGCAUGUGCCGUUGCCAGCAUGAUUGUCCCGACUCCUUUAAGAGCCACCACUCUAGUGAGAGACCGCGCUGAGCUGGCGGCCAAGUCGCUAGCGGCGCUUCUUAGUACUCAGAUGGACGCGUUCUGUGCGGUGGAAGGGCGCAGCCUGUCGAAGCUCAAAGUCCAGGCGGGGAUGCUGCGGCAGGCGGUGAUGACCAACCUGCAGAGCAUGAAAGACAGGCAGGAAGAGCUUUGGUGGGAAGGGGCUGGAGGGGCGCCAACUAGGAAACUGCAGCGGCUACUCAAGGUGUAUGACACCCUGCUCGGGCAUUCAGCUGCUCUGGACAUGGCGCUCCAGACAGGGCACAUCCACGAAUCUCCAAAGCUCCUGCUUAGGAUUCUGCGGCCAUCCCUGGUCGACAUUGGGGUCUGGACAGGACUGGUGCUUGGGGUGGCUGUCGACGAGUUCAAAGGCAGGAAGGUAAAAGCAGAAAAGGGGGAGCAGCUUGCUGGCAAAGGCAUCCAGCUCUUGAGGCGCUUUGACGCGACUCUUCAAGUCGCUCGAGAAAGGGCGUACUACGGAGUCAAGGGUGGCGAUGCCAGUGCUCCGGUGACAGACUCCUCGAGCGAAGAAGCUGACGAUCUGAAUCUGAACCAGCCCCGUAGGCGGAAGAGAAGCAGCCACGUGGAGACGCUGAUGAAGUGCUCUGUCGAAAGCCUGAUCACAUCCCAGUUCUUUCUCUUCAACGUCAAGCACAUCGCCCAGGAAGCCCUCUCCCUCCUGUCUGACUCCCCCGCCCCGCCUCCCCAAACCCCGCGCCUGUCCUUUGUGCAAUCCAUGCGGCCAGCGCCCCCUUGUACAAACCCGAACUGUGCAUCGUCCGGUCGAAGCACGGAUGCCAAGAAAUCACGAAGACGCUCACAAGAUGCAACAAGCGUCCAGAUGCCAGAGGGAGGUGUUCAAACGAACGGUUUUGGUCCCUUGGGAUCGAGCAAUUUAGCAAGCAAAAACGGGGAUAAGGGAAAGAGGAGGUUUGACGGGGUAUUUGAGUUUGCCGGGCGAUUCAAGCCGGAUGCCAGGAAGUUGAAGGCCGGCAGUAAAGUCGCGUGUGCCGUGGGCGUGGGAGGCCUCUUAGGAAUCAUUGCUGGGCGUAACUACGGCUAUUGGGCUGUUGUCACCAUAGCUUUCAUUAUCGGGGGCUACCAAGGGACCAGCUUUCGGGCCGCGUGGCUUCGUCUCCAGGGCACUGUGGCUGGGGCGAUCUACGGGUACCUUGUGAUUCUGGUCGUGCACGGACAUCCGGUCGCCGUAGGCGCGCUACUUGUGCCCUGGGUUGCGCUUGUCACCUUCAUACGGUACAGCAAAGCGUAUGGCUACUCGGGCGUCGUGGCUGGCUUCACGGCGGCCAUCAUCAUGUUGGGCUACAAAAGCUCCAACCAGAAUGUGCAGGACUAUGCGCUGGGGAGGAUCACAGAGACGUGCAUCGGUAUCGUGACGUUCAUCGUGGUAGAGACGUGCGUGUGGCCCAACCGUGCGGCGCUGCUCGUGCGCGAGGCGCUCAUCUCCGCACUGCAAGACGCGCGCGCCUGCUUCGCGGCCAUUGUGCGGUCCUACAUGGAGGAGGAGUGCAUGCAGUGUCGUCAGAAGGCCGUGCAGCAGGUCGCCGCGACGGAAAAGACCCUCGCUGCGCUGAUGGCCAAGCAGGGCCCGCUGAUCGACGAGGCGGCCUCGGAGCCCGACUUUUGGCGUGCGCCGUUCCCGAUCCCUGUGUACUGCAAACUUCUGGACCUGCAGAAGCGCAUGGCACGGCUCCUGUAUGCCAUGGACUGCGCUUUGAGGGUAACGGGAAUGGAGACGGCCGGCGAACAGACCGAGAAGCUCGUCAAGCCCUUGCAGGGCCCGCUCCGAUCCCUCGAAGCUGAAGUCCUUCUCACCCUCGACAGUCUGAUCAUCGACCUCAGAGCGCCCGCCAGGGCCGUCGGAAAAGUCGCAAACCCCACGCAAACCAAGCAACCCUCUUCGGAAACCGAGUUGACGGCCGCAGCGGCGGCCGUCAACGGAACGGACGGCAAUCUGGAUUCUGAACCACCAUCUAGUGCGAAGAUCCACUCUGAAGCGCAAGCUGGCGCGAAUCAACGAGGGCCGCAGGAUCGAGUCCAUCCAACGGAAGACGUAGGGGGAGAGGGCCGCUUGGGGCCUCCUAGCGUGGAUAGCGUACAGAAGGAGCCUGAAGGGUCAGCGGACAAGGAGGCAGCCUUAGAUAUCGAGUCGCAGGAAGCGUCAGGCGAAGGCACAGCGGAAGCAGGGGAGGGGGGCACGAAAAAGAAGCGGCAUAAGCACGGCAACUUGCACCUUCAUUGGGGAGGGGGGGACAAGCCGGUUGACAAGGAGGUGUUCCAGCACCCCGUGCAAGGGACUGACGCGGCGGGACGCCUGGGCGAGGCGGGGGCGGUCAACAUCCGGCACGUCUUUCAGGAGUACGAGGACGUCAUCUCGGGGCUGAUCUCCGCGAAGCUGUCCAACCCGGACAUCCGCAUCGUGGACAACACGGCCAUGCUCUCCUUUAACGCGCUCGUCUUCAGCAUGCGCGCGCUCAUUGCGGAAGCCAACGACCUGGAAAACAACGUGCGGGAGUUGCUGCAGGUCGAAAGUCCCGUUGACCUUGUCAAGUGCAUCAAUCCAAAUCAUUAUUCUGAUUCAGAGCCUUUCCUUACGGAAGACGAAGGGCGCCGACGUAGUGAUUAACCAACUCAAUAAAAGGUAUUUGAUCUAUGGAUGCACUGUUGCAGCAACGGACUCUUUUAUAUGAAGGUCUGUUUAAUCUGCAAGGUUAUCAAAGUCUGCCAGCACAAUGUUGUCCUUAACUGAAAAUUGAUUGAUCUAAUGUAUUCCGGGGCGUUCCAAGUAAUCGACUCUCUACCAAUGACUUCUUCCACGUG
Klebsormidium nitens is the source of this 3781-nucleotide messenger RNA. NCBI's taxonomy places the organism in Eukaryota, Viridiplantae, Streptophyta, Klebsormidiophyceae, Klebsormidiales, Klebsormidiaceae. The record is from the annotation of a GenBank genome assembly.